Messenger RNA from Ogataea angusta, 447 nucleotides. RefSeq lists its product as uncharacterized. The coding region runs from base 1 to 447 and encodes 148 amino acids. Gene Ontology annotation, biological process: endosome organization; regulation of protein localization. The transcript has a single exon. Gene Ontology annotation, cellular component: endosome; BLOC-1 complex. The record is from RefSeq and is a predicted model, not a curated record. Lineage: Eukaryota; Fungi; Ascomycota; Pichiomycetes; Pichiales; Pichiaceae.
AUGGUUCUCGACGCAAACAGUUUCGAGGUCGACUCCGAUUCUCAGUCGUACACAAACACAACCACCGAGGAGACGCCCGUGGAGGAGCGGUCCACAUUUAAUGCGGUUGACUAUCUCAUUGGCUCGCUCAAUAGCUCCCUGGACUCCGUGAAGCUGGACCGCUCGCUCAUGAUGCAAUCGCAGGUCUCAGGCACGAUAAAUAACACAAUGCAGGAACUGUUACGAACGAUGAACGAAGUGAGCGAAAAAUUAGAAAACCACAUCAAACGAUACGAGCAGCUGAAAACGCAGAUCAUCCCAGAGUUGAGCGCAAACCUGGCCAAGAACACCAAGCUGUGCAAUAAAUUAACAAAGAACAUGAAAGACACCUAUCCUGUGGAGUACUCCAAGAGCCGUGACAAGGUGCUCAAUCGCGUGACCGAGGAGGAAGAAGACCUCUACAUAUAA